AUGGCUUCUAAUACUACUGAUUUCAUAUAUGGUCAGCAUGUCUUUGGUCCCGCGAUGCCAGACCAAUUUGACUUUACGUCGCUUUUUGAAAAUUACUUCUUUUCUAUUGUACCUUCAGCGAUCCUAUUUCUCGUCCUACCGUUUCGACUGCGCUCAUUGCAAAACCGAUCCAAGAAAGUGUCUAGGAGCCUGUUACAUAGCAACAAAUUGGUCUUCCUCGCGAUAUUCACAGCCUUUCAGGCUGCCGUCCUCGUACUAUACGCUGUGAAUUUGAAAAUUAGAGACUUAACCACACUAGUUGCUGCCUCACUUGUCUUCACCGAUGCUCUAGGCUUAUGUUUUCUGUCCCACGCAGAGCAUGUACGGACGCUAACGCCCUCCACUAUUAUCAACUCAUACCUCUUCUUCACUCUCCUAUUCGAUCUAGCUCGUACGCGAACACUAUGGAUCCAAAGCGCUCCCAAGCCGCUCACUGCGGUGUUUACUGCAACCACGGUUGUCAAAUUCGGCAUUGCUGUGAUUGAAUCCAUUGAGAAGCGCGACAUCUUGUUAUUCCAGGAUCAACAUAGCUCGCCUGAAGCUACUAGCGGAAUCUAUAGCCGCAGCUUCUUUUGGUGGUUGAACGGAAUAAUGAGACUUGGGUUCAGGCAAGUAAUCAAACUUAGUGAUCUCUUUGCGAUGAGCAACGAGGUGAGUUCGAAGGUACUCAGCAAGCGGGCCCAGGUUUCAUGGGAUAUUGGCAACCAAAUCCGAUCAAAUGCGCUUUUCUGGUCUACAUUAAAAGCUACACGCUAUCACAUGGCAUUAUGUGUCUUCCCCCGCCUAUGUAUUAUCGGCUUCAGAUUCGCACAGCCUUUCAUACUUUCGAGAACCGUGAACUUUGUAAACUCCACGGAUUCUAAUAACAUUGGCUGGGGACUUACUGCCGCAUUCGGUAUCGUUUUAGCAGGUAAAGCUGUUGCUACUGGUUCUUAUUACCAUAUGACCUACAGAUUCAUCACGAGCAUUCGCGGGAGCCUUGUAGGGAUAAUAUAUACAAAGACCGUGAACUUGAGCGUCAUUGCUUUAGACGAGUCGGCUGCCGUUACCUUGAUGUCUAAUGAUGCUGAAGUCAUAUGCCAGGCGUUUCAAAACAUACACGAGAUUUGGGCGGUACCCAUCGAGCUAGCAAUCGCAGCUUGGCUACUUCAAAGACAGCUGGGAGUAGUCUUCCUUGCUCCAAUGGUCGUAGCUUGUGUGUCAACGCUUUGCAUUUUUUGGCUCUCCCGCUUUUUUGGUGGAGCUCAAAAGAUCUGGAACGAGGGCAUCCAGACUCGUAUUGAUGUCACUACCUCAGCCACCAAAAUGCUUGGGUUCGUCGAUAAGCUCACCGAGCUCCUUCAAGGACUUCGUAUCAAGGAAUUACAACUGGCAGGUCUCUUCAGACGCCUGCUUGUUGCAAGCGAGUUUUUCACCAAUUCCAUGACGAUCACCGCACCUAUGGUGACUUUUGUCGUGUUCGUCCUGGUGGCAAGAUCAACCGGAGAACAACUCACUACUGCUCAGGCGUACACAACACUCUCGCUUUUGGCUUUACUAGCAAACCCUAUCACCCUUCUAUUGAGGGCUGUGCCCACUCUCAACUCCGCUCUGUCCAGCUUCAAUCGUAUCCAGUCGUUUCUGGAGACAGAUUCACUUCAACGCCACAUUCUGCCCUUGAACCCUCGACCGGAUUUAGAUGUGACUGACGCUACCCCUGAACAUCUCGGAUUUCAGGGUGGCGGAGGUAUUGAGCUGAGGAACCGUGGUUCGGAAGACGGAAGCAACUCCACAGUCAUGGAUGUUCGAAAUGCCAGCUUUUCAUGGAGUUAUGAAGCCGCCCCCGUCGUCCAUGAUGUCAGCUUUUCUAUCCGCCGUGGCGAUAUCACAUUUAUCGUUGGCCCGGUUGGGUGUGGCAAGAGCACUCUGCUAAAAGGCCUGAUGAGUGAGACUCCGUCUUCGAAAGGCUUUGUGUACAGCAACUGUCCUGAGGUCGCCUUUGUAGACCAAACACCAUGGGUUCAAAAUAUCACCAUUCGGCGAAAUAUCUUAGGCCAGUCCAUUUUUGACGAGCCUUGGUACAGUGAGGUUAUUCGAGCAUGUGCUCUAGAUCAAGACAUAGCAAACAUGCCCAACACAGAUGACACCAUCGUUGGAAGUCAAGGGAUUUCGUUAAGUGGCGGUCAAAAACAGCGGCUGACGCUUGCACGCGCUAUUUAUGCGAAGAAAGAGCUAAUAAUAAUCGACGACGCAUUUUCUGGACUUGAUGCCGAGACAGAAGAGACUGUUUUUGUGAAGAUCUUGGGCAAGCAAGGGCUGUUGAAAUACUUGAAUGCGACAGUAGUUCUUGUCACCCAUGCUAUCCAUCGAGCGCCAUAUGCAGACCACAUCAUUGCACUAGAUUCUUCUGGACACAUCUCUGAGCAGGGUAAUUUUGAGGAGUUGAUAAAAGCUGGUGGCUAUGUGCAAAGUCUUGCAGUCAACCACAAAUUCGAUAAUGGAACUGAGGCACUGGAUUUGGAGGAGUUAACCGCUGAGCCACGAAAUGAUAUCACAGCAACCGCUGCCGCUUCUAACGAUGACUCGGUGCCGCUAAACGGGGAGCUAUCAACUUACAAGUAUUAUUUCGCAUCCAUAGGGUGGUCGAGAAGCUGCUUAUCCUUCGGUCUUGCCAUAUCAUCUAUAGUUCUGACGAAAUCGACUGAGCUGCUGCUUACUUAUUGGACUGGCUCAGUCGCGGAACAUGGAAAUGAGGUCAACAAUUUCUAUGUGGGAGUUUACGGCCUGCUAUCUGCAUCGGCAACCAUACUUUUUACGUGUGGUUGCUAUCAUUUCUUUCUUUCUGUUGUACCGACUAGCGCGGAGACACUUCAUGCCAGACUUUUGCGAGCUGUUAUGUCAGCGCCUUUGCACUUCUUCACGUCUACGGAUACAGGAACAACGACAAAUCGAUUCAGCCAGGACAUGACUAUAGUGGAUUCCGAACUUCCCUUUGCGUUGAUAGAUUUUGUAACGUCAAUGGCGCAGACAGUCAUGAGCGCCAUCCUAAUGUGCCUAUCAGCGGGCUACUUCACGCUCACAAUGCCUCCAGUUAUUUUUGUAGUUUGGGUGAUUCAAAAGUUUUAUCUGAGGACCUCGCGUCAAGUCCGGAUCUUAGAUCUCGAGGCCAAAUCUCCAUUAUACUCCCACUUCAUCGAAUCGCUUUCUGGUCUCGUCACCAUCCGCGCUUUUGGAUGGCGAGAGGACUUCAUACAGCAGAAUCUUGUCUUACUCGACAACUCUCAAAAGCCAUAUUACCUCCUAUGGUGUAUUCAACGCUGGCUUGGCCUUGUUCUUGACCUCAUGGUCUCGGGCCUCGCAGUCAUUUUGAUGGUCCUCGUCGUCAAGCUUCAGGAUUCGAUCGAUCCCGGACAUGUCGGCCUUGCUUUGCUGAAUGUGAUAGGUUUCGGAGAAUCUUUGGUCUUGAAUGUCAGACAAUGGACGGCACUGGAGACUUCUAUUGGCGCUAUCGGGCGGCUAAAGACCUUCGAAGAGAUCACUCCUAACGAGAAUCUUCCUUGUGAAACACAACUUGUUGCUGGAGAUUGGCCCCCAAGCGGAAAAGUUGAACUCAAAGAUCUCUCGGCAUCUUUCACGCAGUUUGGGAAGCCGAUUCUUCAGCACAUCAAUAUGACGAUCCAACCUGGUGAGAAAAUCGGCAUAUGUGGUCGUAGCGGUAGUGGCAAAAGCUCUUUAAUUAUGACACUCUUCCGUAUGCUCGAGAUUGCACCUGAAAGCUCCAUUCUCAUCGAUGGUGUGGACAUCACCAAGAUCCCACGACAAGCUGUUCGGUCCCGCCUUAACGCCAUUCCACAGGACCCCUUCUUCAUGAAAGGCAGCAUCCGACUCAACGCGUCACCAGAAAGCCUCCACAGUGAUGAGGAAAUCAGUCAAGCGCUGCAAAAAGUUCAAUUAUGGGACAUUGUCGAAUCCAAAGGCGGCCUAGACACCGAGCUCCACGCCGAGUUCUUUUCACACGGUCAGCGGCAGCUUUUUUGCCUUGCGCGAGCUAUUUUACGGAAGAGUAGCAUCGUGGUUCUAGAUGAGGUGUCUAGCAGUGUUGACAUUACCACCGAUAUAUUGAUGCAACGCGUUAUCCGAGAGGAAUUUGCUGGAUCGACUAUCAUUGCGAUUGCUCAUCGAUUGGAUACGAUUUUUGACUUUGAUAAGGUUGCGGUGUUGAGUGAGGGGCAAUUGGUUGAGUUUGACUCGCCGCAAGUUUUGUUGGAACAACCAAGCGCUUUCAGGGAGCUAUAUAAUUCGUGA
Messenger RNA from Glarea lozoyensis ATCC 20868, 4323 nucleotides. RefSeq names its product ABC transporter transmembrane region. The transcript has 9 exons. Gene Ontology annotation, cellular component: membrane. NCBI's taxonomy places the organism in Eukaryota, Fungi, Ascomycota, Leotiomycetes, Helotiales, Helotiaceae. Gene Ontology annotation, molecular function: ATP hydrolysis activity; ABC-type transporter activity; ATP binding. The record is from RefSeq and is a predicted model, not a curated record. The coding region runs from base 1 to 4323 and encodes 1440 amino acids. Gene Ontology annotation, biological process: transmembrane transport.